AUGAUGGCCAAGACCGAGAAACAACCCCAUGUCCCUGCCGUCAUGGGAGAACAGCACAGCAGGGGACACAACGACGGGUACGACCGUGACCUGGAAGCCGGACGAACAGAAAGGGAGGAAGGGGACCACCGGUCGACGACCUUCACAGACGACAACUCAUCGUCCUCGUCAUCCUCCCCCUCCUCCCGCCGGCACAGCACCGCCAGCACGACAAGGCCGGGGCCGGCCCAGCGGACGCAGAGCCCCGGCGGCAGCCCCGUGGCCCGCAUCUCGACCAACGUCUCGCUCGGGCCGGACAACCCCGUCGAGCACUACACCUCCUUCGUCGAGGUGCCGGACUCGGUCUACGACCGGAUCCCUCAGCACCGCAAGCUGGUCAUCGUCGCCCUGCUUUCGUACUGCGCCUUCCUGGCGCCCAUCUCCUCCACCACGGUCCUCUCCGCCGUCCCCGAGGUCGCCGCCACGUUCGACACCACGGGCUCCAUUAUCGGCCUGUCAAAUGCGCUGUACAUGCUCUUUAUGGGCCUCUCGCCCAUCGUCUGGGGGCCAUCCAGUGAGGUCUGGGGGAGGAAAAGUAUCACUUGUACGACGGCGGUCCUGUUCUUCGGGUGUAGCAUUGGGACGGCACUGUCGCCCAACCUGGCUGCGUUCUUUAUCUUCCGCAUUUUGACGGCCUUUGAGGGAACGGCGUUUCUCCUCGUUGGGUCUGCAUGUCUACAAGACAUCUUCCGUCCCACGGAACGAGCCACCGCCAUGGGGUGGUUCCUCAGCGGGACGCUGAUCGGGCCGGCCAUCGGCCCGUUCGUGGGCGGCAUCAUCGUCACCUAUACCGACUGGACCGUCAUCUUCUGGGUGCAGGCCGGGCUCGCCGGCCUAGCGGCGCUUGGGGCCUUCUUGAUACUGCCCGAGACGAUACACCACAAGAAGCAUGAUGAUCUCGAGGGCUUGCCCGCGAGUAAGAAGGUUACGAUGCUUGCGAACAUGAUCAACCCCUGGAGGGUGCUCAAGCUUUUUCUAUUAUACCCAAACUUAAUCCUGACUGGCAUUGCCUCAUCAUCCCUUGUCUGGAAUAUGUACUCACUCCUGACGCCCAUUCGCUACGUCCUCAACCCGCGCUUCGGCCUGACAACGCCGAUGCAGUCCGGCUUGUUCUAUCUGGCUCCGGGGGCGGGCUACCUGCUAGGGACCUUCGUCGGUGGGCGGUACGCGGACCACGUGGUGAAGAAGUACGUCAAGAAGUCGGGGGGCAAAAGGAUACCCGAGGACCGGAUGCGCUCAGCACUCCCAUUCAUGGGUGUCGUGAUCCCGGGCUGCGUGCUCAUUUACGGGUGGAGUGUGGAAAAGAAUGUCGGCGGGAUCCCACUGGCCGUCGUCGUGCUGUUCCUGCAGGGCGUGGCGCAGCUGUUCUGCUUCCCCAGUCUCAACACCUACUGCCUGGACGUCAUGCCGAGCCAGGGCAGCGACGUGAUCUCCGGAAACUACAUUGUGCGCUACCUGUUCGGAUGCCUCGGCACCGGCGUCGUGCUGCCUGCUGUUAACAGCAUAGGCGUUGGCUGGUUCAGCACUAUCAGCGCCUCAUUCUUGGUGUGCAGUGCCGGGGGUAUCUGGGCUACCAUCACGUGGGGCGCCAGGUGGAGGGAGGAGGCUGACCGGAAGAGGAGGGCAAAGAAAUUCGCGCGGGCGGAGAGAGAAAAAGGCGAGGCGAGGGAGCCGAGGCAUGCGGAGGGUCAUGCCAGGCGCUCGUCGAGUCUUGCGGGGCGUGAUCAUGAGCGGGUAAGGGAACACGUGGAUCCUGAGAAGGGGCGCGAACCAGCGUCGGUAGACGUGGGCGCCUCGGAAACGAGAGACGAUAACCCAGCACGGACGUCAUAA
Diaporthe citri is the source of this 1872-nucleotide messenger RNA. RefSeq lists its product as uncharacterized. Gene Ontology annotation, molecular function: transmembrane transporter activity. The record is from RefSeq and is a predicted model, not a curated record. The coding region runs from base 1 to 1872 and encodes 623 amino acids. The transcript is spliced from 5 exons. NCBI's taxonomy places the organism in Eukaryota, Fungi, Ascomycota, Sordariomycetes, Diaporthales, Diaporthaceae. Gene Ontology annotation, biological process: transmembrane transport.